CCAGAAGCCUUCAUACGACGGUGCUUCAACGCAACUCGCUCCUAGGAUCAUGAACUCACUGGUGGUUGCAGUGGUUGUAAUGUGUGGCCUCAUGACCACAGUUCAUUGCGGCGGCUUCGCUGGGGGACACAGCGUUAUUGUUGUCAAGGGAAUUCAGACAGGAGGUGGUGGCGGCGCAGGAUUUGGCCAUGGAAGCGCAGCGUCAGCCACUACCGCGGGAUCUUCGCAGCCGCAGGUUGUUCAAGGACCCACUUAUGUCGUCAAGACGCUGCACCAGGUCAAGAAGGUUUCUCACGGAGGAGCUGUCAUCGGAGGUGGUUCGACUGGAGGUUAUUCUGGCGGAUACGGUGGCGGCUUCGGACAUGGCGGUGGAUACUCCCACGGCUUCGGUGGCGGCUUCGGUGGCGGCUUCUCUGGCAGCUACGGUAGCUUCGGAAAGAGCUAUGGUGGUCUUGGUCACGGCGGAUGGUGGUAAUUUCCAGUCAACCGUGCUACGUAUAAGCAAAUACGACAUCAUCGUCUAGACAACAGCAUCAUAGCGACAGUUAUCGACUGGAAAUAUGUAUUAUGCAAACGAUGUAAAUAAACGUCUACACACCAUGUA
Rhipicephalus microplus (southern cattle tick) is the source of this 604-nucleotide messenger RNA. RefSeq lists its product as uncharacterized. The record is from RefSeq and is a predicted model, not a curated record. NCBI's taxonomy places the organism in Eukaryota, Metazoa, Arthropoda, Arachnida, Ixodida, Ixodidae.